AUGUCAGCUUCUGCAUCCACAGCUGCCGCACCACCCUCUUCCUCGAGCGAUGAUGCACGUCCGCCCAAAGUCGACGUGUCGGGCCUUUCACCCUUGGAGUACCCACAGUACACCAGCUGGCUGACCAAGAUAGCAAAGAGCCCCAGCGGCGUCGAGGGACUGUUGGAUGAGCAGGACGCGCUGGCAUGGUUGAGAAAAGAGUGCGCCGUAGGGAGGGUGGACGAAGUAAAGAUGCUGUCUCUCUUCGAGAGGUAUCCACUAGGCCUUGAACCUGGGCACUUCUUUGCUCUUCUGCGCAUUACCGCUUGGAUCCAACAAGGCAGAAGUCCAGCCCGGUCGCUGAUCUUCACCCAGACAGCGCCUCCAGCCACAGGACUGCCUGCAGGUACCACUUUCCCUCUAGCGAACACAGCCGAUACAGCAGCUGCAGACACACCCCGACGGCCGCAUGAGCUACGGAAGUCCAUUGGCUCUUCGAAAGACCUUCUGAGCCCAUCGAACAACAAGGUUGGCAGUGGUUCGGGUAGUCGUACGCCUGCUGCUCUCACUUCUCAGCCACAGCAGCCAUCCGUUUCGACUCCCAGUAGCAAGGUCCCCCCGCCGGCCCUAUCAGCAUUCGCCAGCCCCUCGUCCUCACAAUUACCACUUCCUCUCGUACCCGCCGUGCCCAGUACUGCAGCAGGUACACCGAAUGAACCUGUGCAGAGGGCAGUGUCAUCGUCCAUGCUGCCCCCUCCCGUCCCUCCAGAGGCAUCGAAGCCUUCGCGGUCAGUGGGUCCUGUCAAUCCAUUCAAAGAGCGGCAUCAUCGCUCCACUUCAUUAGCAACUCCUGGCAGUGCAGAUCCUCUGGCAGGCUUUGACCCUGCACCAAUCCUCGUCAAGCCGGUGAAGCCUAAAGUCGUUCGUCCGACGCCGAUCGUUGCUACAGCAGGCCAACCGAACCCCGUCACAUCUGCUGCAGAUCCUUCCGUGCAUGGCGCGCCAACACACGUUGGGGGCGCUUCGGGCUUGUCAGCUCGCAGCGUAAAGAGCAUAGACGAUGGAACCUUCCCUGCCCUGCCUCCGAGGCCUGCGGAUACCGAGAAGCCUCCGCCGCCUCUACCGCCGCGUGCUCACAUCUCGCCAUUGAUUCAGGCAGGUCUGCAGGCCAGCAAGCAAGUGCGGCAGCAGAAAGGCGCCCUUCCCCCGAAGACCUUCACCGUCUUGCAAUCGUCUACGUCGCGGUCAAAGCCAGAGGCCAGGCUACUGACUGGAGAGAGUGCCCCGCCGAAUGUGGUGGCGGAGCUACCGCCGCCCCCGACUCACCAUGCGAAGCGGAAAGUCUCCCUGCAUGAGACGAAGAGAUCUGUGUCGGAGGCUACAAGUGGGCUGAUCGGGCUGCGCAGGGCAGGCAGCGAUGAUGGCAACGAGGGACCACAGAGGGCUGCUAGCCACACUGCAACGGUCAUCGCAGCGCCCAAGCCCUCUCGGCCGAGUCACUCGCGGCAUCAUCUGAAGGGACGAGGAAGUGAGAGCGCAAGCGGCGGGGACGGCUCUCUUCACCAAGCGAGCGUUGCGGCCCCGAAAGCACAGUAUGCGGAUGGUGGUGGGUUCUCACGGACGAAGCCGCCGACACUGCCAUCUUGGCUGAGGGAGCAAGAGGAGCUACAACGGUCAGCUCUUGCUGAAGGCAGACCUCUCUCUCCGCCACCAGAGCAUGGGCGGCAUUCUCAACACCCGUCAGAGGAGCAACAGCGAAAGGACUUUAUACUCAACUUUGAGCGGAGCAGACAUGAGCCUACCGUUCUGGACGAGGAAUUCGACGUCUUCCCUACUGAGCUCAGCGAGCAAGCUAGCCGAGCCGCAAGCAUUGAUCGUCCUCACAAUCCCUUCCUGCAUCGCUCCUCACAGGCAGAAGCCGAAAAGUUGAGACUACAGCCUCUGCUGAGACAACAUCAGCACCACUUGGAGAGGGAGAGGCUGAAGGAAAGGCAGAGGGAGGCGGAGCGAGACGGCGAGCAUGGCGGCAGCGCUCGCUCCCGCUCUCCCGAGUUGAACCGACCGCUUGGUAGAUCGAAGACUCUUCAUGGCAAGGGACCGCCGCCGCCACCUCCCUCGCACGGAGCCAACUCUCGAAAGCGCCUCGAGUCCUUCCCUGCGACGUUCAAUUCGGGUACUUAUGCUGGCUUUGGCCGGACAAGUCAGGGUGGACUGCGUCUCAUGCCCCCCUCUGCGAAGGCAGAUGUAGGUCUCCGCGCUGGGGAGGAGACAAGACGUCCAGCUCUGCAUCGCGGCUCGAGUGCACUGAGCAUCUCAGACAGGAGCUCUGGAGCUGCGGCUGCCAGUCACAGAGGAGAUGAGGACAGCGGCGAGACGAGCCUCAACUCGACCAACCCCACGAGUGUGCAAGAGCUAGCUCAGAGCGUGGAGCGGAGAGUGUCUAAUUCGAGCAACACCAAGUCACGUGCAGGGCCUAAUGGCGGCAGCUUCUCUCUCAAGGAGAAGGUUUCCGAUUUCCUCAAGCUGCAGGAUGGCCCGCCCAAUGGCUCUCGUCCGAUUGAUGAGCUGAAGAGGGACGCGAUCAGGCUAGCGGAGAGGAAAGGCUGGAUCAAUCGCCGUGGCGAGGAGAGUCUGUUGCGCGAGGACCCCGAAGAGGAGGAAGGGCGAGGUGGCGAGAGUCAGGACAGUAUCCGGCUCCACCAGUCUAAGGGCAGCAAUGGUCCCUGGCGUGAGGAUGGUGAGGACGAAGACGAGGCCGAGCGCUGGGACGAUGCGCCCAUGCCCGACGAUACCUACCAUGCAGAUCACGAUGGAGGCAAUGCUGCUCAUAGCACUGCAGUGACGGACACUUCCGAUACGCCUACUCCGACACCCGGUCAAGGCUCGCCCGAACGGUCUAGGAUCACUCCACCUCCGCCUCCCCGCCGUUCUGCCUCGACAGGCAUGCCACCCAGCACGACCGCGCCCAUUGCUCGUCGGCCCAGCGGCUAUGUAGCUCGCAGAGCCUCGCAGAUGGAGGCGAGGGUCUCCUCGAGUGCGAGCCCGGGCCUGUCGCGGAGUGGGAGCGGUAGCGCCUCCGCCGGAGCGCAUCGAGUCAACCUAGGUCGAGCCGCGAGCUUCUCGGUGCGCAGUGCCGGUGGUCAUAGAAACACUAGCGAUCAAGGAAACAGCGGGAUCAGUAGUGACCAUGAUGCCGCGGCUGGAGACGUCAAGGUCAAUAAGCGAUCCAGCUGGUUCGAAGGAGCUCCGGGCUCUGGUGGGGGAAUCGAUCAGAGGUGGAAGAAUCGCUUCUUGCAGCAGCGGGCGGAGCGUGAGGAGCCUGAGGGGGACGAGCCGAACGAGGAUGGCGACGGUAAUGGCGAAGGUGAUGCUGGGUGGAAGAGGCUGGAUUGA
Messenger RNA from Microstroma glucosiphilum, 3372 nucleotides. RefSeq lists its product as hypothetical. NCBI's taxonomy places the organism in Eukaryota, Fungi, Basidiomycota, Exobasidiomycetes, Microstromatales, Microstromataceae. Bases 1 to 3372 code for a protein of 1123 amino acids. The transcript has 2 exons. The record is from RefSeq and is a predicted model, not a curated record.